Messenger RNA from Myzus persicae (green peach aphid), 588 nucleotides. RefSeq lists its product as uncharacterized. The record is from RefSeq and is a predicted model, not a curated record. Lineage: Eukaryota; Metazoa; Arthropoda; Insecta; Hemiptera; Aphididae. Bases 1 to 588 code for a protein of 195 amino acids. The transcript has 2 exons.
AUGUUAUGUAAUGAAUGCGAAAAACUUAAUUUGAAAUUUUUACCUCAAACAAUAUAUGUAGACUUUGAAGAAGCUAUUCAUAAUUCUAUUUUAUCAGUAUGGCCGGAAAUAAAUAUUAAAGGGUGUAGAUUCCAUUUAGGACAGAGCUGGUGGCGGAAAAUUCAAAAUUUGGGACUAACAAACGAGUAUAAAAGUGAUUCUGAAUUAAGUAAAUAUCUCAAAUAUUUUUUUGGCUUACCAUUUUUACACCCAGAAGAGGUGGAAAAUUGUUUUAUUGAAGAUAUAAUGAGUAUCCAACCGAACGACAGUAAAAUUCGAGAAUUCACUGAUUAUGUUUUUGAUAAUUAUAUUAAUGAAGAAUCGAGAUUUCCACCAAAAAUUUGGUCAGAAUUUAAUGCCUCUACAAUGCGAACCACAAAUUCCUGCGAAUCAUUCCAUUCUCAUUUUAAUUCUAUGUUCUACACAGCACACCCAAAUAUUUAUCAGUUCCUAGAAAUUUUAAAAAACGUACAAAUGGAUACUUAUAUCAAAAUGAGAAGUGUAGAACGAUUGAGAGCUGUUCAAUACACAGUGAUCACUGCUUAUUAG